GCAAGACGUAUACUUGAUUCUGCGGCUAUAUCAUUCAUACAGCUCUUGUAGCGUCAAAGACAGCCAACGGCACCAACAACACAACGCAACGUGUGGUCCUCACGUUCCUACCCCUUCCUGCGUUUCCCCAGUGCGCAUCUUGUAUUCUUGAAACCACUCUAAUAGUAAACCUACUUAGGUUGACAUAAUGACAACAGACGACUCACCGUCGACGAGCCAGGUCGACGCCAUCAAGCUCAACGGCGUCAGCUAUGCAUACCCAGGUUGUGAGCCUUUCAUCAAGGGAUGUAGCAUCGACCUACCUAGAGGAAGCAGAUGCCUGCUGAUCGGCGCAAACGGAGCGGGCAAGACGACUCUGCUUCAGAUUGUGGCGGGCAAGUACAUGGUGGCGCAGGAUGCUGUACGCGUGCUUGGGCGGUCACCCUUUCAUGACCUGCAACUCACGUGUUCGGGCCGGCUGAGCUACCUGGGCACGUCAUGGCGCAAGGACGUCGCGUUUGCUGGAUACGGCGUUCCUUUACAGGGUGACAUCAGCGCCGGCAAGAUGAUAUUCGGUGUGGAGGGAGUGGACCCAGCCCGCCGUGCUCGCUUAAUCGAGAUGCUGGACAUCGACCUGUACCAGCGCAUCACCACCAUGAGCGACGGCCAGAAGCGCCGCGUGCAGAUCUGCAUGGGCCUGCUCAAACCCUACGAGGUGCUGCUGCUAGAUGAGAUCACGGUGGACUUGGACGUGGUGGGUCGCCUGCGCCUGCUGGACUUCUUCCGGCAGGAGAGCGAGCAGCGCGGCGCCACCAUCCUGUACGCCACACACAUCUUCGACGGCCUGGAGGGCUGGGUGACGCACGUGGCCUACAUGGAGGAGGGGCGCACGGUGAGGACGGGGGCCGUGGCGGACAUACAGGAAGCGGCGGCUGCGGCUGCGGGGGGUGGCAGGAAGCUGUUGCAUGUGGUGGAGGAGUGGCUGCGAGCCGAGAGGGAUGCCCGGCUGGCGCGAGUAAGUGCGGGGGGCGGUGCGGCAGGGAGUGGAGGGGAGGCGGCUGUGCGGCCGCAGCGGACACCGUACAUGCCUAGCAAGCACUUGGCUUUCUUCCGGUAGCGUUGUUGGCUUGGUUCGUUGGUUAUGGAGUGAUGGAAGCCCGUAUCGGCGGUGUUCAGUGGGUUCAGUUGUAGGAUCAUGGAUACCUAUUUUGUCGAUGUGGACUGUUGUGGGUGGAUUGGGUCGAAGAGUGGGUUGGAGUGCGAAUUACAGGUGGGAGGUGGGCACUUGCGAGGCGUCAUGACUCAGUAGGCGUGUAUAUUGUGACUGGAUUAGCCAGCAACAAUGUUUAACUUGUGUUACCUGACUUGUAUCAGAAACCCUUGUACCCUAGCCGCUGACGCUGCGGCCGUGUUGUGACGUUCAAGGCAAACGGAAAGACAAUGAAGCUGCUGGCAGAGGUGGCGAUGUGCCAUCUAACUGGUGAAGGGCGUUACCUGGUGUAUGGAGGAACUGGAUCCCUUGGAAAGGAACAGCAGCUGAUCCGGCAAGUUAGGAUGGCUUGGCCGCACGGGCUUUCACCGUGUAUAUUAAGGCCGGGUCACGCCACGGCCGCGUGUAUUGGACUAGACCUGCGGGCUUUAGUUAUGAUGUACCCGGUUGCUCACUCCAUGCUGGAAUACGAGUGAGAAUGGGCAAACGGGUGCAGCGUAUGCGGCUCUCUGGCGAAAUUCAUUCCCCGAGAUAACCAAGCUAUCCCUUGGCAAACCCCAAAUCACGAACGGUUUACGGAGCAAGCAUUGAGCAGACGCCAAGCAGGCUCCUGCUGCGAUAUCGCGCAAAUAUUAGCUGGGAAUGUGUGGACAGGCCUGGGGCACAUGUUAAAGUCACCUGGCAGACCUCAUGGCAGAGAGGGCUUGGCCUGCAUGCCUUUUGGCACGCGAAAUGGCAUUCUAAGGUAAAAGCG
Astrephomene gubernaculifera is the source of this 1943-nucleotide messenger RNA. The record is from the annotation of a GenBank genome assembly. Lineage: Eukaryota; Viridiplantae; Chlorophyta; Chlorophyceae; Chlamydomonadales; Astrephomenaceae.